Balaenoptera musculus (blue whale) is the source of this 4733-nucleotide messenger RNA. RefSeq names its product rhomboid domain containing 1 (gene RHBDD1). Gene Ontology annotation, molecular function: serine-type endopeptidase activity. Gene Ontology annotation, cellular component: membrane. Bases 119 to 1087 code for a protein of 322 amino acids. The record is from RefSeq and is a predicted model, not a curated record. Lineage: Eukaryota; Metazoa; Chordata; Mammalia; Artiodactyla; Balaenopteridae. The transcript is spliced from 7 exons.
CGUGGUCGCGAAGACGUGGGGACGCAGGCGGGCCGUAGAGAGCGCUCAGCUGCCUCUGUAUCUUCCCAGAUUCCUCGCGUCUGACCACAUUUUCCCGUCACAGGCUUGAUAUCUAACCAUGCAGCGGAGGUCAAGAGGAAUUAAUAUUGGGCUGCUUCUGCUCCUUUCUCAAAUCUUCCACGUUGGGAUCAGCAAUAUUCCACCUGUCACCCUAGCAACUUUGGCUCUCAACAUCUGGUUCUUCUUGAAUCCUCUGAAGCCGCUGCUUAGCUCCUGCCUUAGCGUGGAGAAGUGUUACCAGCAAAAAGACUGGCAGCGCUUACUGCUUUCCCCUCUUCACCAUGUGGAUGAUUGGCACUUGUAUUUCAAUAUGGCAUCCAUGCUCUGGAAAGGAAUUCAUCUGGAAGGAAGACUAGGAAGUAGAUGGUUUGCCUACGUCAUCACCACGUUCUCCCUACUCACUGGGGUGGUGUACCUCUUCUUGGAAUUUGCUCUGGCAGAACUUAUGGAUGAACCUGACUUCAGAAGGAACUGUGCUGUAGGUUUCUCAGGAGUUUUGUUUGCUUUGAAAGUUCUUAACAACCAUUAUUGCCCUGGAGGCUUUGUCAACGUUUUGGGCUUUCCUGUACCCAACAAAUUUGCUUGUUGGGCAGAACUUUUGGCUAUUCAUUUCAUCUCGCCAGGGACUUCCUUCGCCGGGCAUCUGGCCGGGAUCCUUGUUGGACUAAUGUACGUCUGCGGACCUCUGAGGAAGAUCAUGGAAACGUGCUCAGGCAUUUUUCCCUCCAAUGUUGAUUACCCAGGACAGCAGUACUACUUUAAUAAUUUAGGCUACUUUGGAUAUCAGGAUUAUUACCCACGUGGCAGGCCAGGUUACUAUGAAGAAGUACCCAGGAACUAUGACGCGUAUACAGCGGGACUGAGUGAAGAGGAACAGCUGGAGAGAGCGUUGAGAGCCAGCCUCCGGGACCAAGGAAAUCGUAGAAAUAGCCCCGCGGCCUAUGGGUUCCAUCUCACACCAGAAGAAGAAAUGAGGAGAAAGCGGCUUCACAGAUUCGACGGCCAGCGAGGUGACCCAGCCAUGUGAACAAAUGUGAUCCAGCUGUGUAAUCAUCGCCCCCAAGCCCCCACUUAGUUUUAAACAAAAGCAGAGGGCACUGUGACCGUCCCAAUUGCUCACAUCUGCCGUGGCCCUUCGUCCUAUGGCCUCUGUGAGUCUAAUUUGCAAGCAGAUUGACAUCUUGAGACCAGGCUUGUUGGAUGCAGCUCACAGCUCUCUGGGAGUGGCCCACCUCCUGGCCUUGUCUUCUUGCAGACAGAAAGUAAGCGUCUCCACAUAGGGACCAGUUUCCACACUCAUUUCUCUCACUGCUGACUCAGCCUUGUUUGGUCUUUGAAGACCGUGACCUUCGCCAGGAGUUUUGUGUUCACCAGCCCAGAAGAUCAGGCCCUCAUUCUGCUCAGUGCUCGACUUGGCAGGAAGCACGGAGCCAUCCCUCAUCCUCCUGGCGUGUUGCCAUGGUGACUUUCCAGGAACAGGACGUGGCUACCAUCGCAGGCUGUCGUCCCGGUCUGCCGUGCCCAAGCGCCUCGGCUCCUUGGGCCCCCAUAUCUGGAUGGUGGUUGCAGUGAACCUGCUUUGCUAUGCUAUCACUCUGCCUUCACAGGAUGUGUAACUGGAAAAGCUUAAGUAAGACCUCAGAUGGGAAACCACUUACACACUCCAUGACACAGCAGGCGGCAUCCACGGUUGGGCUCCCAGCAGCCUCUCCAGUGGCGACGUACCAUCCCGGAGAUGCAACUUGUAUUGAACUAACCAGCAAAGCAGCAGCAGGCGCUGCGUGCAGAGUAGUGACCAGUGGGUUGGUCACUGAGAAAUCCCUCGUGACGAAGUAUUUUUUUCUCAUAAAAGUGCCUUUUAAUUGACCACUGUAACAGCCGCUUGUCCUACUCACCCGUCCAAGACACUCCCCAAACCCACAGACUGCAAGUCACUCCUGGUGCUUGUUUUUCAUGAAUAAAAGGAAAAAGUCAAAUAUCACUGAUGUCUUAUUUCAUUGAGAUAUUUAUGUUUAAAGGGACUUAGAAGCAGAAAAGGAUCUUCCUAUUUUGCUUUAUCUAGCACUUAUAUAGUUUUCUGAUUUUGAAAGUAAUAUAUAUACCUUGUAUAUGCAUAAAGCAAACAUCUGGCAGGAAAUGUACCCACAUGUUAACAGAGGUUAUUUUGGAAGGUGGAGUGCAUAGGAGUUUGCUUUCUGUUUUUUACGAUUUUGUAUUGCUGUCUUUUAAAAAUGUGUGUAUACAUGUGUUAUGUGUACUGCUUUUGCAGUAGGAAAACUGAUUUAUAUGAUAAUAAUAAAUCAAGAAAUAUAUAAUCAGGAAAAUGGACUCAAUAAUAAGUAUUGUGUAUCUGUUGAUAAAAUUUACAAUAUAAACAGAAAUACAGAAAAAUACAUGUGCGAUUUAAAAAAAUCACCUGUAUCCCCACCACUCAGAGGUACCCAGGGCUAACAUUUUGGGGAUAUUGCUUUCUCAGUCUUUGUAUACAUUUGACAAAUUUGGAGCAUACCCACUAUGCAGUUUUGUAUCCGGUUCCUCAUCUGAAUUGACCCGGGAGAGGCUUUGCCACUUGCAUGUACAUGAGCUAAGCAAAUCACCACGUGAGACCUGGGAGCACUUUGACCUGCCAGCUGGCACGGUGUUACCUGAGCUCCUUCGGUUAAUUUAUGAUUGAUAGAAAGCUACACACAGCAUGUUUAUAGUAUGAAUUGUAUCUCUGAGUCUUGUAGCUUCAAACAUUUUAAAAUUUGAAUGUUCAAGCUAAACGUCAUUCCUCUUUUCUCCCAAACUCUUCGAAUUUGUUUCCCAUGACUUCUGUCGGGAGUAAGCUCAUUCUUAACGUGCCAUCUUCUCAUAGCGCAUUGUAAAGGUAAUUCUGUUACAACACUUACAUCUUGCCCUGUGACUUUUUGUGCACAACUGUAGAAAGACGUGCCUUCUGCAUGAGAGCACGGAUUAUGAACGGCUCUGGGAUGAGGCCUGUGUCUUGUUAACGCUACACUUCCGCCUCAACCCCGCCACCCAGAGGCUGGCCCCUGGCUCCCAGUAGGGGCUUACUAAAUGUUAGCUUCCCCAGAGUGUUUUUUCAAUGCAUUAAAAGUCCAACCACUAUAUAUGGAAGUUUUGUUUUUUUUUUUUUUUUACUGCUGUUGAGUCCAAUAAUAGUAGCUCCUUGCUCUGUUUCACUUGUCAGAUAUAAAGACACCAGAACUGAAUUUCAGAUGUGUAACUGUAAUAUGCAUGCCUUCUUUAUUUAUGGAGUGGAACAUCACUAAACUUUACAGAUGUGGGAAAGGUCAUUUUAGUUACACAUAUAAACCGGUUAUCUUAGCACAACAGUAAAGGUGUUUUGGAAAUUAAUUAUUUUGUUCAGUUAAUAGGCUUGUUUGUAACCAGUGCUUAUUAUUUUUAAUAUCCAUCUUAUUUCUUUUCCUACAAGAAUGAAUCUCCAAAGUUAUGCCAAAAAACUGGAAUUGGAUUGAGAAAGACAAAAGCCAGUGCGUUUGACUGUCUCUAAUAGGAAAUAAGCAUUUAGAGCUGUUUUUAAAUUUGGUUUCUUUGCUUUAAUAGUAAUUUCCUGAUUGUCUGUUAAACAUCCCCACACUUUGGUUGUGGUUAGUCAACUUAUGAGACCUCUGAAUUCAGAAUCUUUCCUUGGUUCUCAGGAUGAGGGGGCAGUUAAAUUGCUUCCUCUUCGUGACCUUGGAAGUAUUUAGUGCCUGUGAUUCCAAAGUUGUACAUGAUUGUUCAAGGCUCCUCUAUCCUUUUAAGCUGUCUGUUGUUGAGGCCCAGACAGUAAAUGGCUGGUUUUUCUAGAAUCGGGGCCAGUCUACAUAUUUGUCACACAUUCUGCCGCUUGGGGAGUAAGUUAAAGGGCUGAGACCCAGCACCAAACAAGGACAGUAAAACAGAGAGGGUGUGGCCGACUUGGCCACCGACUUCCCAGUCCUAGCUCAUCUUGGGAGAUUCAAUCAAAUAGUCAUUAAAACAAAACAAAACAAACCUAUCAUCUCUUCCUUUCCCUUCCCAUGGAUUAUUGCAGUCAUUUCCUUUUUUUUUUUUUGCCCCUAGUCUUUCAUUUUAGAGUCACAGACUCCCUGCUUAGAAGGACCUUAAAAUCUCUCAGUACAUUGCUCAAUACUUAAAAUACCUCUUCACUCAGUUCUACACAGCGCUGCCAGUUAUCUUCCAAAAUCUACUUUUGCGAUGCCACUCACCAUCUCAGUGCCUUCUAUUGUCUCUCUGUUGCCAAAGGAUAAAGGUCAAACUCAAUUGCCUCAACCAUGGGGCUCCAGCCAGCCCUUCAGCCUCAUCCCCCCUUAUCCAUAACAGAGUCUGUGCUGCUCACUGGUCUCGCCGUCCAAGCUGGGAGCUUUCCUGACCCUGUGACUUAAAUGAAGCAACCUUUUCCUCUCCCUCUGCCCAUCCAGAUUCUCCCCGUCCUGCCACCAGACACCACAACCCAGAAUGAUCUGCUCUUACAGAGCAUUCAUCACAGUUACCGCAGACCACUUAGAAUUGCUACUUAUCCUUCAGUGAGAGGACUGUCUCUCUCUCUAGAUUGUAAACUUCACAAGGGCAGGAACCCUGAAUGUGUUACCCGUGUAUCUCUUCACAGUACCUGAAACAAUGCUUUGUCUGGAAUGUCAAAACCAAUAAACGUUUGUGGAUUG